UAUGAUCCACCGAAACACUAUCCAGCAGACUUUUCACAAUGAGUAACCUGAUCAAACACAAAAUUCAUCAGAACAAAUAGAGAUUCAUUAUUAUUUUUACAAGUGACGUGAACAACAUCUAUACCAUGACAAGGAUUUAUCCAAAACCAGUCGGCAGCAGACGUGCUCAGCUUAGAUAAACUCUGGCCUACAUUUCAUAAAUGUGCAUCUCUCCAUGCUUUCUUGGCCUUGGCAAUACCAUCUUCAAUAGAACAAAACUAACUUGGCAUUGCUAUGCUUUUUUUGAUAAACUCUGUGUUUUAUUUCUCAAAUGCCAACUUAACCUUUACAAUACCAACUACAUAAACUAAUUUGGAACUGCUAAACCGUAGAGAUGGUGAUAGCCAUUGCAAGAAUUCAAUUUCCAUGGAUAAGAGAUAAUGUGCUUUUGAAACCUCAAGUGGGUAUAGAUGGGAAAUUCUUGAGUAAGCGUAAAUUAGGACAUCAUUAUGUGGAUUUAUUGGGUAUGGGGCGUUCAGGGAUCGUGUCAAGCAAUCCAACAAUUGCAGUAAGGGGAUUUUCUCUGAGGGGCAAGGGAAAUGAGAUGCCUAAAAGGUUCAACGCGCUGUCAUCCCCAUUAGUUUCAUCAAUGGAAAGUGAAGGAACAAUUUCAACUUCAGCUCCUUUAAAUGAUCCCACCUUAGAAGGUCGUUUAGAGACGAUAAUUUUUAAUUGCCGUUUUCUCACAUUGAUGGCUGUUGUAGGGUCACUGUCUGGCUCUGUCUUGUGCUUCCUCAAGGGAGGAGCGUACGUGUUUGAAUCCUUCAGGGAAUGGUUUUGCUUUUGCUUGCGAAAUCGUGGCACGGGGAAAGUGAUUUUGCUGCUUGUUGAAGCUCUUGAUGUCUAUUUAAUGGGAACUGUCAUGCUCAUCUUUGGUAUGGGUCUUUAUGGGCUUUUCAUAAACAACUUAGAAGUCAUUGCUGAAAACUGCAAUGGGCAAGCUUCAGAGACUAUCUGUGGAUCUAGCCUUUUUGGCCUCUUCAAGCUGCAGGAAAGGCCAACAUGGUUAAAGACAAAUUCUCUUGAAGAGCUAAAGGCAAAGCUUGGACAUGUUAUAGUGAUGAUACUUCUUGUGGGGAUGUUUGAUAAGAGUAAGAAAAUCCCUAUAAAUUCUGCACUGGAUUUGGUGUGCUUCUCAGCAUCAAUUCUUUUUUCUUCCGGCUGUCUUUAUCUUCUUUCGAAGCUAAAAUCUGACCACUGAAAGAAAGUGGCUAUAACAUAUAUCACUUAUCAUUCCAUGCAAUUUAUGGCACCAUAAUCUAUGUUCACUAAUGAUUUUCUAAGCUUCCAACAAAUUGAACUCCAAAUUCCAUUUGCCCUGAAGCUGCCAGUGCUCAAGAAGUACAGACUGUAAAUCAUCAGAUACUUACUUUGCCAGAAAUGUUUCCAAGCAUUUAUAUUUGUAUUGCAGUAAAUAAUAAUGUCUAAAUCGUCAAAAUGUCAACAUAUCCAACAAAUAAGGAUAUGAUAUGAUGACAUUUGCUGAAUAUUUUGUCAUCGUGAACAUGAGAAUUUCAUUCUCAUUUUAGAAAUCUCAAGCUAAUAGUGUAACUUGUAAGAGUUAAAAUACAAAACUCCUUGACUUUUUUUUGACAAUUUGAAUAACUUCAAUGCAUUCUAUCUU
Cryptomeria japonica (Japanese cedar) is the source of this 1663-nucleotide messenger RNA. RefSeq lists its product as uncharacterized. The record is from RefSeq and is a predicted model, not a curated record. The coding region runs from base 374 to 1240 and encodes 288 amino acids. NCBI's taxonomy places the organism in Eukaryota, Viridiplantae, Streptophyta, Pinopsida, Cupressales, Cupressaceae. The transcript is spliced from 5 exons.